Molecule: messenger RNA, 752 nt
Organism: Trichobilharzia szidati
Lineage: Eukaryota; Metazoa; Platyhelminthes; Trematoda; Strigeidida; Schistosomatidae
Source: the annotation of a GenBank genome assembly
GGUACUUUCAUACCUUUGGUACUAGAAAUUGAAUACAUUCUCAUAGGCGCUAAAGUACAAUUUGAAGUGUGAAGAAUGAAAAUGAUUCAGCUAUAAAUAAAUAAAUAAAUAUGUGACUACUGUGUAUACAGUUGUUUGGCAUAGUUUUUUUUCACAAAAAUGAUGUAUGACGCAGUACUCGCUUUCCUGGGAUUAAUUGUAAUUCUUAAUACACUACUGGUCCCAAUGUUCGGAAUCAAAUCAAAAGUUGGAUGCCUGAUGUGUGCAAUAUUGGUUAUAUUGUGGACUUUGGUUAUCUGUUUGCUGUGUUGCGAAAAGUUGGAAUCUGAGUGCUAUGCUUUAAUCGCCUUUGCUGUUAUAGAAGACAUAUUAACAAUCUUAUUCAUCCUCCAAAGCAGAAGAUUAAUUAAAAAAGUAGAAGCCACCUUGCUUAUUUUAUCUACGGCAUGUUGUAUAACUGCUACAAUUUUGUAUUAUGUAAAGAAAGACAGUCCGCUUUUCAGAUCAUUGGCAGGAGGUUUCUUGAACACGGCUACAUGUUCUACACUGCUGCUUUUCUCAAACUUUGUUAAAUGAAUAUUCCAUCGAAACUAAUAUCUCGAGGUACCUUGCAAUUUUGACGACACUUGGUGAUAUAUUAACCUGCAAGUCUACAGGUGAAUCAAAUGACAAUAAACAUUUCAAAUUCAAAAAAAUAUAAAAUGAUAGCAUGGUUAUUUCGCUUUUAUGUGUGUACUAUAUCUUCUGAAAAA